CCCGGCUCCGCCCCUCGUCCGGUGGCCGGGGGACUGCUGGAGGAGGAGCGUGGAGGCAGUGAAAGGAGCUCUCGGCGCGGCCCGCUGCUUGUCCCGACCUGGUGGUGAAGCCCCACCGUGCAAUCCGCGGAAACUGUGACCAUCAGUAAUCAUGAAGAACCCCUUUGUGCACCUUAUUGAGCCCCUAGAUCCUGCACAACCAGAAAAGAAAUUCUUCAAUUUGAAUAAACUGGAGGAUUCAAGAUAUGGACGUUUACCAUUUUCUAUCAGAGUUCUUCUGGAAGCAGCCAUUCGGAACUGCGAUGAGUUUUUAGUGAAGAAAAAUGACAUUGAGAAUAUUCUGAAUUGGAAUGUCAUGCAGCACAAGAACAUAGAAGUGCCAUUUAAGCCUGCCCGUGUCAUCCUGCAGGACUUUACAGGUGUGCCAGCUGUGGUUGACUUCGCUGCCAUGCGAGAUGCUGUGAAAAAGCUGGGAGGAGAUCCAGAGAAAAUCAACCCUGUCUGCCCUGCCGAUCUUGUGAUUGAUCAUUCCAUCCAGGUUGAUUUCAACAGAAGGACAGACAGUUUACAGAAGAAUCAAGACCUGGAAUUUGAAAGAAAUAGAGAGCGAUUUGAGUUUCUGAAGUGGGGUUCCCAGGCCUUUCGCAACAUGAGAAUUAUUCCCCCUGGUUCAGGAAUCAUCCACCAAGUGAAUCUGGAGUAUUUGGCAAGAGUGGUAUUUGACCAGGAUGGAUAUUAUUACCCAGAUAGCCUCGUGGGCACAGAUUCACACACUACCAUGAUAGAUGGCCUGGGCGUUCUUGGUUGGGGAGUGGGAGGAAUCGAAGCAGAAGCUGUCAUGCUGGGCCAGCCCAUCAGUAUGGUGCUUCCCCAGGUGAUUGGCUACAGGCUGGCAGGGAAGCCCCACCCUCUGGUGACAUCCACUGACAUUGUGCUCACCAUUACCAAGCACCUCCGCCAGGUUGGGGUUGUGGGCAAAUUCGUGGAGUUCUUCGGCCCAGGAGUAGCUCAGUUGUCCAUUGCUGACCGAGCUACAAUUGCUAAUAUGUGUCCAGAGUACGGAGCCACUGCAGCCUUCUUCCCUGUUGAUGAAGUUAGUAUCAAGUACCUGGUGCAGACAGGUCGGGAUGAAAACAAAGUGAACUACAUUAGAAAGUACCUUCAGGCUGUAGGAAUGUUCCGAGAUUUCAGCGACUCCUCACAAGACCCAGACUUUGCUCAGGUGGUGGAGUUAGAUUUGAAAACAGUGGUACCUUGUUGCAGUGGACCCAAAAGGCCUCAGGACAAAGUUGCUGUGUCUGACAUGAAAAAAGACUUUGAGAGCUGCCUUGGAGCCAAGCAAGGAUUUAAAGGAUUCCAAGUUGCUCCAGACCAUCACCAUGACCAUCAGACAUUUAUCUACAAUAACAGUGAAUUCACCCUUGCUCAUGGCUCUGUGGUCAUUGCUGCCAUUACAAGCUGCACAAACACUAGCAACCCAUCUGUGAUGUUAGGAGCAGGGUUGCUGGCAAAGAAGGCUGUGAACGCUGGCCUGAAUGUGAAGCCGUACAUCAAAACCAGUCUGUCCCCCGGAAGCGGUGUGGUCACCUACUACCUGAGAGAAAGUGGAGUCAUGCCUUAUCUGUCUCAGCUUGGGUUUGAUGUGGUAGGCUACGGCUGCAUGACUUGCAUAGGCAACAGUGGGCCCUUACCUGAACCCGUGGUAGAAGCCAUCACUCAGGGAGACCUCGUAGCUGUGGGAGUAUUAUCUGGAAACAGAAAUUUUGAAGGUCGUGUCCACCCUAACACCAGGGCCAAUUAUUUAGCCUCUCCUCCCUUAGUAAUAGCAUAUGCAAUCGCUGGAACCAUCAGGAUUGACUUUGAGAAAGAGCCACUAGGAGUGAAUGCAAAGGGACAACAAGUGUUUCUGAAGGAUAUCUGGCCGACUCGAGAUGAGAUCCAGGCAGUAGAACGACAGUUUGUAAUCCCUGGGAUGUUUAAGGAGGUCUAUCAGAAAAUAGAGACUGUCAAUGAAAGCUGGAAUUCCCUAGAAGCUCCAUCAGAAAAAUUGUAUUUCUGGAACCCCAAAUCUACAUACAUUAAAUCGCCACCAUUCUUUGAAAACCUGACUUUAGAUCUCCAGCCUCCCAAGUCUAUCGUGGAUGCCUACGUGCUGUUAAAUUUGGGAGAUUCGGUAACAACUGACCACAUCUCUCCAGCUGGAAAUAUUGCAAGAAACAGCCCUGCUGCUCGCUACUUAACUAACAGAGGCCUAACGCCACGAGAGUUCAACUCCUACGGCUCCCGCCGGGGUAACGAUGCCAUCAUGGCUCGUGGGACGUUUGCCAACAUUCGCUUAUUAAACAAGUUUUUGAACAAGCAGGCACCGCAGACUAUCCAUCUUCCUUCUGGAGAAACUCUUGAUGUGUUUGACGCUGCUGAGCGGUACCAGCAGGCGGGCCUUCCCUUGAUCGUCUUGGCGGGCAAGGAGUAUGGCUCAGGCAGCUCCCGAGACUGGGCAGCCAAGGGCCCUUUCCUGCUGGGAAUCAAAGCUGUUCUGGCAGAGAGCUAUGAACGCAUUCACCGGAGUAACCUGGUGGGCAUGGGGGUGAUCCCCCUUGAGUACCGACCCGGGGAGAAUGCAGACUCCCUAGGUCUCACAGGGCGGGAACGAUACACUAUCAGCAUUCCGGAAAACCUCAAGCCACGCAUGGAAGUCCAGGUCAAGCUAGACACUGGGAAGACCUUCCAGGCCAUCAUGAGGUUUGACACCGACGUGGAGCUCACGUAUUUCUAUAAUGGGGGCAUCCUCAAUUACAUGAUCCGCAAGAUGGCCCAAUAGACCCACCCUGGUGCUGCUAUCCACAAGACCCCAUGCUCUCAGCCUCCCCAGCCCCACACGGCCUCAGCCUUGUGACCGAAGCCCGUGGGCACUGCAGUUCCAAAUGUCAUCCCUGGAGGCACAAAGCCAGACAUUUCCACAUCCUCUCUACUUCUAUUUAUCUUUUUAUCCUUUCCUAGAACUCAGAAGCUAGAAUCAUGAGAUCAGUAGUAUCAGAAAGAAAACUAGCU
Messenger RNA from Perognathus longimembris pacificus (Pacific pocket mouse), 3051 nucleotides. It is a transcript of the gene Aco1, whose product is annotated as aconitase 1. The coding region runs from base 152 to 2821 and encodes 889 amino acids. NCBI's taxonomy places the organism in Eukaryota, Metazoa, Chordata, Mammalia, Rodentia, Heteromyidae. The record is from RefSeq and is a predicted model, not a curated record. Gene Ontology annotation, cellular component: mitochondrion; cytosol. Gene Ontology annotation, molecular function: 3 iron, 4 sulfur cluster binding; iron-responsive element binding; 4 iron, 4 sulfur cluster binding. Gene Ontology annotation, biological process: tricarboxylic acid cycle; citrate metabolic process. The transcript has 21 exons.